CUCAAGGCUCCGCACUGUAAGUCUAAUUUUACAUGUAGAAAUGUUAACUUGAAAAUCAGUGUGGACAGAUAUUAUUCACAUGACAGUCUCAUUUUAUUAUGAAGCAAAAAUCCAAAUCCUCUUGUAAAAUGAGCCCGUUGUCUUCUCUCUGUACAUAAGGAAGUGGAGAUUAAUGUUCCGAAUGGUGCAUCUUGAGAAUCCAAAAUUCCAGUUGAUACUGCUUAUGAUAACUGUUGCAACGUAAUCCUAUUUCCAUAAUUCCACUGCUGUACAGUAAUUACAGUGCAAUCCAUAUUGAGCCCAGAGUACCGUAAACUAUCCUACGAGGUCCUGUGAUCAAACUAUUGAACCCGCUUCUUCCUGUAAACAGAUGAAGCUGCUUGCGGUGUGCGUUUUGGCAGGUGUGGCGCUGUUGGCCGCUGCCGAGGAAGAGAAUGCAGAUAAGGCUUCCUACAACCCAGUCAACCAGAAGUUUUUCGUGGGCAUUUUAAGAACAGAAAUGAUCAGCACAGCCACCACCACCACCAUCGGCGUCGCUGCCACUACUUGCUACAAUGCCAUCGGAUCUACCACUUGCUCCGGAAGGAAGAGGAGAGCUCUGCCCAAACUCGAGCAGAUCGAUGACAGCACUGCCGGUGACAACCUCCACGCCUCCCUGAACGCGGCCGCCGACGCCGAGGUCGCCAAGAACACCGCCCAGGAAGGCCCAGGCCGCCUUGUCGUGUGGAGGACGACCACAGUCACCCUAACUUACACGUCGUCCUCCACCGUGUCCGGCACCAAGCUCUCCCUCUCGUACGCCUGUACAGCGUCGGGCAUGAACCUUCCACCCAGCUGUUAACCCAUCCUUUUUCCUAUUCUCCUCGAUACCUUGUCCCUUGGCUUCGUAAAGAUGGCUUUUUUUUGUGUAACUAUUGCUCUAUAAGCUUUUUCAUUACCAUCCCAGGUGAUGAAAUAUUUUUCUCUUAUUUAUUUUAGUUGUGUAUUGUAUUGUUUAUACAGCUAUACUUGUAA
Molecule: messenger RNA, 1014 nt
Organism: Penaeus monodon (black tiger shrimp)
Lineage: Eukaryota; Metazoa; Arthropoda; Malacostraca; Decapoda; Penaeidae
Exons: 4
Coding region: 371-841 (156 amino acids)
Source: RefSeq, a predicted model, not a curated record